This is a messenger RNA of Impatiens glandulifera, 442 nucleotides long. RefSeq names its product acyl-acyl carrier protein thioesterase ATL3, chloroplastic-like. The transcript has 4 exons. Gene Ontology annotation, molecular function: fatty acyl-[ACP] hydrolase activity. The record is from RefSeq and is a predicted model, not a curated record. Bases 1 to 420 code for a protein of 139 amino acids. Gene Ontology annotation, cellular component: chloroplast. Lineage: Eukaryota; Viridiplantae; Streptophyta; Magnoliopsida; Ericales; Balsaminaceae.
AUGCGUGGGUUCCAUGAAAUUGAGCUACAAGUGCGAGACUACGAACUCGAUCAAUUUGGUGUCGUAAACAAUUCUGUUUAUUCAAGUUAUAUUCAACACGGACAUCAAGAAUUGCUGGAAGUGAUAGGAAUAAACCCAAAUGACGUUGCUAGUACAGUCCAGGCCCUAGCUUUGUCUGAGAUAACACUAAAAUUCCUCAAUCCACUAAGAAGUGGAGACAGGUUUGUUGUGAAAGUGAGAAUUUCGGAUUCAUCAGCAGCUCGAGUCUACUUUGAACACUCAAUAUUCAAGUUGCCAGAUAAUGAGCCAAUUCUUGAAGCGAAAGCGACUGCAAUUUUGCUUGGCAAGAACCAUCGCCCUAUCCGAAUACCAGCAUAUAUGAGGUCCAAAUUUAUCGGACAAGAGGAUCAAUCCAACUAAAGCUAAUUGUUGCAUGCAGAGG